Molecule: messenger RNA, 801 nt
Organism: Aspergillus heteromorphus CBS 117.55
Lineage: Eukaryota; Fungi; Ascomycota; Eurotiomycetes; Eurotiales; Aspergillaceae
Product: SDR family oxidoreductase
Exons: 2
Molecular function (GO): oxidoreductase activity, acting on the CH-OH group of donors, NAD or NADP as acceptor
Source: RefSeq, a predicted model, not a curated record
AUGUCUUCAUACGCCAUCACCGGAGCCUCCAAGGGCCUUGGUCUCGAGUUCACCCGCCAACUAGCCACCGCCAACCCAAGCAACACCGUCCUGGCCAUUGUCCGAAACCCUAACUCGCGCGACAUCUCCUCCCUCGCCUCGAACCACCCCAACGUGCACGUCAUCAAAGGCGAUGUUACAGACCCCAAGUCCAUCCUCGAGGCAGCCUCCGCCGCAGCGACCAUCACCGGCGGUAAACUCGACGUGCUGAUCCACAACUCCAACGCCGUCGACAUGGCCACCAUGGCCUCCAACCCAACCCAGCUUCCAUUCGACGCUGAAGCCAUGCAUGCGACUUUCGAGCCAGCACUUAGUACGGCGAUCUAUGGCGGUAUCUGGACGACAAACGCCUUCCUCCCUCUCAUUGAGAAGGGCGUCCAGAAGAAGAUCGUGCAUAUUUCCAGCGGCAUGGCAGAUCUGGAUUUCAUCCGGAAAGCCGGGUCGAGUGAUGCUGUCCCGUACUCUAUCGCGAAGGCCGGGAUAAAUAUCCAGGUCGCCAAGUAUGCGGCGGAGCUUGCGCCGAAGGGGAUCAAGGUGUUGGCGUUGAGCCCCGGUUGGGUGGAUACGUGGGAGGGAGAGAAGCCCGAACCUGUGGUUCAAGCGAUUGAUUUCAUGCUGAAGCAGUUUCAGGCGGCGGAGCCGGACCUGAAGGGGCAGAUUCAGCCGGAGGAGAGUGUUAGGAAGUGUCUCCGGGUCAUUGAGAGCCUGGAUGUUGGGACUAGCGGCUUGUUUUUGAGCCAUAAUGGGGAUCAGAAGAGGUGG